Messenger RNA from Prunus armeniaca (apricot), 3936 nucleotides. The record is from the annotation of a GenBank genome assembly. NCBI's taxonomy places the organism in Eukaryota, Viridiplantae, Streptophyta, Magnoliopsida, Rosales, Rosaceae.
AUGGCUGGAGCUUUGAUCGGAGAGGCCUUUAUCUCUGCUUCCAUCCAGGUGUUCUGUGACAGACUUACUUCACGGGAGUUCAUUGACUUAUUUCGGCAGAAGAAACUGGAUCAACCUCUCCUCAUGAAACUGAAGGUGACACUGUUGACCUUGAACGCAGUGCUCAAUGAUGCAGAGGAGAAGCAAAUAGAGAACCCGGCUGUGAGAGAGUGGCUUGACGAGCUCAAGCAUGCUGUCUUUGAUGCAGAGGACUUACUGGAUGAGAUCAACUAUGAAGAUUUGCGAUGCAAGCGCGAAGGUGAAGGUCAAAUCGACAAUUUAACCAUUAAGGUGUGGAACUUCCUCUCUUCUUCUCAUAAUCAUUUUUAUCAGAGCAUGAAUGUUAAGAUACAAGAGUUGUUACAAAGAUUCGAAGACUUUGUACAACUGAAAAGUACUCUUGGUCUGAGAGAAGAUGUUGGGAGGAAGGUUUCACAAAAAACUCCAACAACUUCCUUGGUUCAUGAACCUUGUGUUUAUGGUAGAGAUGAAGUCAAAGAAAAUUUAUCAAAAUUGUUGUUAUCUGAUGACGCAAGUAAGGAUGAUGUGUCUGUGAUUACCAUUGUUGGAAUGGGUGGGGUUGGCAAGACAACCCUUGCUCGAAUGCUUUACAAUGACCAUAAGGUGGAAGAAUAUUUUACACUUAAAGCUUGGGCUUGUGUUUCAGAAGACUAUGAUGCUAUUAGGGUAACUAAAACUCUUCUUGAGUCAGUCACCUUAAAGCCUUGUAAAAUGACAGAUCUGAAUUUGCUUCAAAUUCAACUAAGAGAACAACUUAAGGGAAGAAAAUUUUUAUUUGUGUUGGAUGACAUUUGGAAUGAGAAAUAUACUGAUUGGAAGUGCCUCCAAACUCCUUUUACUUCAGGGACAAGGGGAAGUAAACUCAUUGUAACAACACGUAACAAAAAUGUAGCAUCUGUCAUGCAAAAUGUUCCUAUUCAAUACUUGGAACCAUUGUCGAAUGAAGACUGUUGGUUGUUACUUGCAAAACAUGCAUUUGGAAAUGAAAUCUCUAGUGCAGAUCCAAGCUUGGAAGAAAUUGGCAGGCAAAUUGCACGCAAGUGCAAUGGGUUGCCUUUAGCUGCACAAACACUUGGCGGUGUGUUACGUUGCAAGAUAGAGUCUGAGGUAUGGAAUAGAGUAUUGAACAACAACAUUUGGGAGUUACCUUACGAGAAAAGUGAUAUUCUUCCAGCUCUAGGAUUGAGUUACCAUUAUCUUCCAACUAAGUUAAAACGAUGCUUUGUUUAUUGUUCAAUUUUUCCAAAGGACUAUAGUUUCAAGAUAGAAGAUGUAGUUUUUCUCUGGAUGGGAGAAGGUUUAAUUCCUCAAGCUGAGAAUGGCGAAAGAAUGGAAGAGGUGGCUAAGGAAUAUUUUGAUGAACUAUUAUCCCGAUCACUAUUUCAAAAGUCAUGGAAAUCAAGUUUCACCAUGCAUGAUCUCAUCAAUGACUUGGCUGUGUUCAUGUCUAAGGGAGUUUCUUACAGGUUGGAAGGGAGGGAAUCACAUGAAUUAGAAAGAGUUCGCUAUUUGUCAUAUGUUAGGGGAGAAUUUGAUAUCGCUCUUAAAUUUGAGCAAAUAAAUGGGGCUAAGUGUUUGCGGACCUUCCUACCUACCUCUUUAAACCCUUAUCGAUUUUAUAAUCCGUAUUAUGUAAGGAAAAAAGUUCUACAAGAUUUGGUGCCAUCACUCAAAUGCUUACGAGUAUUAUCAUUGUCACAAUAUCAAAAUGUCACUGAGUUACCUGAUACUAUUGAAAAUCUCAUUCACUUGCACUAUUUGGAUCUUUCCCAUACUGCAAUUCGAAGGUUACCUGGUGUACUUUGCAAUCUCUACAAUUUACAGACAUUACUAUUGUCAGAUUGUUCAUUUCUCGUUGAAUUGCCCGCAGACAUGAGAAAAUUGAUAAACUUACAGAAAUUAAUGUUGGCAGGUUGCAAGUCUCUCACUAAAUUGCCCGUAGACAUGAGGGAAUUGAGUAAUUUACAUCAUCUUGAUGUCAAUGGAACUAAAAUUGCAGAGAUGCCAGUGGAAAUGGGCAGACUAAAAAGUUUGAGAACAUUGACUGCUUUUGUUGUGGGCAAAUCUAAUGGGUCAGGCAUCGGAGAAUUGAGGGAGUUGAAGCAUCUUGGAGGAAAACUUUCAAUUCUGAAGCUGCAAAAUGUAGUUGAUGCUAGGGAUGCCAUGCAAGCCAAUUUGAAGCAUAAGAAAGAUCUCAAGGAUUUAGAGUUGGCAUGGGGUGCAGAGGACGUAGAUGAUUCUCAGAAGGAGAAAGAUGUACUUGACAAGCUCCAGCCUUGCGUGAAUUUGGAGCAACUAACCAUCAAAUUCUAUGGUGGAACCAACUUCCCGAAUUGGUUAGGGGACUCGUCCUUCUCGAACAUACAAGUCAUGCAUCUCAGUGAUUGCAGUUAUUGUUGGUCGAUGCCACCAGUUGGGGAGUUGCCCGCUCUUAAAGAGCUCUGUAUAAAAAGGAUGAAAUUUGUUGAGAGGAUUGGUGUUGAGUUCUAUGGAAGAAAUGGGGCUUCUCUUAUUCAGCCAUUUCAAUCACUGGAGAAGCUGGAGUUUGAGGAGAUGCCAGAUUGGGAGGAAUGGAUUCCAAGUGGAAGUGGAGAUCAAUAUCGUCCAGACUUUCCUUGUCUUAUGGAGCUGAUUCUAAAAAAGUGUCCGAAGCUGAGAGGAAACUUGCCUUGUCAUAUGCCUUACUUGGAGAAGCUUAGCGUGUCUGGAUGUGGGGUUUUACAUGAUCAAAGGGCCACUACUACUACCAUUAGUAGCCUUAACAUAAGAUGGAUGCCAAGCAAGUCUAUUAUUAGUUAUAGAGAGACAAGGUUCCUGUCCGAACUUGACAUUCGAAAUUUUGUUGACAUACAAUGCUUGCCCAACAUCAAUCGUCUUCAAUAUUUGGCUCUUCAUGAUUGUCCAACCCUGUCGUCGUUCCCAAAAGAUGGCCUGCCCACUACGCUGACAGCACUUCAUAUAUACGGUUGUAGGAGAUUAGAAUUCCUACCUCAUGAGAUGUUGGCCAAACUGACAUCGCUCGAGAGACUGGGCAUACUAGAGAGCUGUGAUUCAAUGAGGACUUUCCCUUUGGGUAUUUUUCCCAAACUCUGGUAUCUUAGUUUUCGGAAGUGUGAGAAUCUGGAAUCCUUUUCGAUUGAAGAAGGAGUUGAUAAGAAUCUCAGUGACUUGUAUAUCUCAGACUGUCCAAAUCUGGUGUGUUUUCCCCAGGGAGGAUUGCCGGCUCCCAACUUGAAUCACUUUAUGAUCAAUGGAUGCGACAAUUUGAAGUCAUUGCCUGAACGCAUUCACACCCUCACAGCCCUUCGAGGUUUGGUUAUACAUGAUCUUCCAAAUCUUGUGUCAUUUGCGGAAUGUGGCUUGCCUCCCAACCUCCGAGAUUUUAGCAUUGAUAAUUGUUGUGAGAGACUGAGGCCUUCAUCAGUGGGAGAGUACUGGGGUUUGCAAGGACUUUUCUCCCUUGAAGAAUUUUCAAUUGGUGGCAGGGGAAGUGAUGAUAUCUUGGAGAGGUUGUUCAAGGAACAGCUGCUCCCUCCCAAUCUUCACACUCUCCACAUCAAUAGACUCUCAAGUCUGAAAUCUUUGGACAGAAACGGACUUGGACACCUCACUUCUCUUCAACAACUACAUAUUAGUGGGUGUGACAGUCUCGAAUUCCUCCCUCGUCUUCGACACCUCACUUGUCUUCAACAACUUCAUAUUUAUAGCUGUCCAAGUCUCGAAUUCCAGCCAGAAGAGGGUUUGCCACCAUCUCUUUCUUUACUGAGCAUCUCCGAUUGUUCUGCCCUAGAGAAAAGGUAUGAGAAUAAGACAGGACAAGAUUGGGCCAACAUAUCUCACAUUCCUUGCAUCGACAUAACUGGCUAUAUGAUAUGA